Molecule: messenger RNA, 1185 nt
Organism: Lachancea dasiensis
Lineage: Eukaryota; Fungi; Ascomycota; Saccharomycetes; Saccharomycetales; Saccharomycetaceae
Source: the annotation of a GenBank genome assembly
AUGUCGGACAGUAUUCCCACCAUCUUAGGGACGUUAAGACACGAGUCUGAUCCUCAACUGUCUAGUCUAUUUUACGAGUUUGAGAGCCUUUAUGAUCAAAAACUAUGGCAUCAGUUAACAGAAAAGUUAGAAGUGUUCUUCCAGGAUGAGAAGUCAUCCCCUCUUCGUCUUAGGGUUUAUGAGAAUUUUGUUUCCAAAUUCCAGGAUAAGGUAAACCAAUUGAAGCUGGUGAAUUUCUUACUUCUUUCCCUUAAGGCCAAUGACGACAUCCAGGCGUCUUUCGAGUAUCUUAGCGACUUGCGCAAAACCUUCAAGGAUAUAGAUGAGAAAAAGCAGAGAAAUGACGGCUUGAAGUCACAUUACGAUGGCAUUUUACUCAUAGAUAUCGAACUCGCGAGGAUACAAUUGAUACAAGGUAAUUUGGUGAAAGCCAGAGACGCUCUCGAUGAAAUUGAGGCUGUUCUUGAAGCUCAAGAUUCUUUACCCCUACGGGUUACGAGCGCAUUUUAUUCAGCAAGUGCAGAAUACUACAGUGUCAAAAAGGACUUCAAUUCUUUUUAUUACACCAGCUUGUUGUAUUUAUCCACAGCUGAAAGUUCUCAAUCUGACCAGGAAUUUUCCGACAUUAAACGCCAGGAACUUGCCUAUAACCUGUGCAUUGCUGCUCUACUGGGUGACAAAAUCUACAAUUUUGGCGAGCUGCUGAAUCACCCGAUCAUGGAAAGCAUAUCCUCAGAUCCUCAAUACGAAUGGCUAUUUCAAUUUUUGAACACGCUUUCCAGUGGUGAUUUCAAGAAGUUUGAUGAGCUUUCCAAAGAGCGGGUUCCUCAGGUGCCUGUCCUCUCUACACAUGAAUCAUUUUUGAGGCAGAAAAUUUGUUUGAUGACUUUAGUUGAAAAUGUGUUCGUUAAAAACAUCAGGACUCUCUCCUUUGAUGACAUCGCCACUGCUACGCAACUGCCUAAAGAUAAUGUAGAACAUCUUGUUAUGAGAAGUAUCAGUUUGGAUCUUUUGAAAGGCUCCAUUGACCAGGUGAAUGAACUAGUUACGAUUACAUGGGUACAACCACGUAUUAUCAAUGCCGAUCAAAUCAACAAAAUGAAAGAGCGACUUGUGGAAUGGAAUGAAGAAGUUAGCAAGCUGGGAGAGAAAAUUGAGUCUCGUGGGAAAAGUAUCUGGGUUUGA